AUGCUUAAAGUCUUCAGUUUAACAUCUCCGAACGUAAUCAGUGAAUUAGUUCUGGGUGCUCUGAAACCUCGAAUUGAUACUUCAUUGCCCGAAAAAGAACAGUACAAACGUGCUCACCAGUGUGCUGAAAUAUUAUCGUUAAAUAACGAACAGUUGAGUGUGGCGAUGUUAACAAGUAAUGAAUCAAAAAGUCUACUACUGAAUUUCCUAGAAGAUGAUAAUAUAAAUAAUUUGAUCGCUAGCUUCUACAUGAAAAUUAUCUCACAACUACUCAGUAAAUGUACCGACCAAGUGAGUUAA
Molecule: messenger RNA, 300 nt
Organism: Anisakis simplex (herring worm)
Lineage: Eukaryota; Metazoa; Nematoda; Chromadorea; Rhabditida; Anisakidae
Source: the annotation of a GenBank genome assembly